GCGAUGAUCAAAAGUAUAAUUUGACCGAAAAUUUUUUUUGGCCUAAAUAUUUUUUACUUAAUGUCACUGCAAAAGUGAUGCCCGCCAUGGAUGAUUCCUUUUUGCCCAGUAUUUUAGACUUAACUUACUACGUCACCAACCCA
Racocetra fulgida is the source of this 143-nucleotide messenger RNA. Lineage: Eukaryota; Fungi; Glomeromycota; Glomeromycetes; Diversisporales; Gigasporaceae. The record is from the annotation of a GenBank genome assembly.